Lathyrus sativus (Indian pea) is the source of this 783-nucleotide messenger RNA. NCBI's taxonomy places the organism in Eukaryota, Viridiplantae, Streptophyta, Magnoliopsida, Fabales, Fabaceae. The record is from the annotation of a GenBank genome assembly.
AUGCUUUACAGAGGUAAAUUUGCUGAUGGUGGCGAUGGACGGGAAAUGGCUUCAAAACGUCAGCGGACCGUUGACGCGGGAUCUUCAUUCUAUGGUUCCCCAGGUUCCAGUUAUAUGUACAAUCCAUCUCCAUAUGGAUAUGUGAGCCAACCUCCUCCUCCCCCGCCGUUCCCUGUUGUUCGACUGCGCGGCCUUCCCUUUGAUUGUACUGAAACCGAUGUGGCUGAGUUCUUCCAUGGUCUAGACAUAGUUGAUGUUCUAUUUGUUCAUAAAGGUGGCAAGUUUUCUGGGGAAGGCUUUUGUGUUUUGGGGUAUCCACUUCAAGUCGAUUUUGCUCUUCAAAGAAACAGGCAGAACAUAGGUAGAAGAUAUGUUGAAGUUUUCAGAAGUAAGCGACAGGAAUACUACAAGGCAAUUGCAAAUGAGGUUUCAGAUGCUCGAGGCGGUUCACCUCGUCGAAGUGCUCCCCGGGCUAAAUCAUACGAUGAUGGAAAAGAUUCGGCUGAGCACACAGGAGUGUUGCGACUGAGGGGAUUACCAUUUUCUGCAAAUAAGGAUGACAUAAUGGAGUUCUUCAAGGACUUUGCUCUGUCAGAGGAUUCAAUUCAUAUUGUAAUGAAUUCAGAGGGUAGACCUUCUGGGGAGGCUUAUGUGGAAUUCGAAAAUGCUGAAGAUUCAAAAGCUGCCAUGGCAAAGGAUAGAAUGACACUUGGGAGUCGCUAUAUAGAGCUAUUCCCUUCGUCACAUGGUGAGAUGGAAGAUUCAGUUUCAAGAGGAAGAUGA